Messenger RNA from Cokeromyces recurvatus, 435 nucleotides. RefSeq lists its product as uncharacterized. The transcript has a single exon. The record is from RefSeq and is a predicted model, not a curated record. Lineage: Eukaryota; Fungi; Mucoromycota; Mucoromycetes; Mucorales; Mucoraceae. Bases 45 to 290 code for a protein of 81 amino acids.
CGCUUCAGACAGUUGGAUUUAUUCACUCUGGACUUUCCUCUACAAUGCUUAAUGUAGACAGACCAACGCCUAAUAUCACAAGAAUCAAUAGACAAGAACCAAUAAUCAUUAGUCAUUCUAUUGAACACUUUGGAGAAACAGUUCUUCCGGCUAUGGUUUCUGCUUGGAUUGCAACUGAUAUUGUCAAAAGUGUCUUUGAUAUUUUAAACGCACCAUCACCUACUGAUGAAGAGGAAGAAGAUUUCCCCUGGAUGAGAGGUUAUUUUAAAAAGCAAAGAGUAUCUAAAUAAGAAAUCCCCUUCAGCUGCCUCAACAAUCAUCCAACAUAAAAAAAAAUUGUCACUUUUUUAAAAAAGUACAACAAAAAAUAACAAGAAAAUUAAAUUUGUUAUAUUUCUAAAUAAAAAAUAUUAUAAAAUAAAAAAUAAUAUGAAG